GAGCGGAAUGAGGUCAGUUUGUGUUUGACGAUCGGCGGUACUUGGAUACAGUUCUAGGUGAGACUUCAGAGUACUGCUUCUCCAGUUUGAGUGGAAAAGUGAUAAUUUAGGAUCAAGCGUUUUAAGUGUUUAAAAAACGAUUCUGAAAGUUUGAAUUGAAAAAGUGUGAAGAUGAAUUCCAAGCAAGUGAUUUUGAGUCUAGGACUGUUGUUGGUAGUGGUGGGAUUAGCCGGUGUUCAAGGAGCAACUAUUCGUGAGAAAAGGCAGCUGAACUCUCUGUUGACAUUGAGCGGAGAAGCCAACGCGAGGAUCGAGAAUGGAACCAUCUUCUGCGACACCCUCAAGUGCCCGCCGGAGUCCUUCAAGUGCAUCAUCGUCAAGAACAACACCCGGGAGAACCUGAACCAGAUUGAGGUGACCCGCGAGUGUCUGGACCCGGCCGGAAAGCCCACGGCCAAAACAAUCGAGCGGGAGGCCAACCAGUUCCCGGGAUCGCACUUCGAGAGCUACGCCGAAAUCGACAAAAACGGAAACAUCGCUUCGUUCGACAAUCGGGGAAACUCGUACAACCACUCGGGCAGUGGCGAUCUGCACUCGUACCUGUACAAACAAAUCGACGAACUGCACAAACAGAUCCUGGACCAGCUGCAGGGUACUUCGUCCUCCUACCGGAUUCCUUAGGGAACUCCAUUUGUGGCAGGCGGAUCGGAGAGGCGAACUUCAAGUUAUCUGAUCAGUGGAUUACAACAAAAUUGUAACAGAUUUUGUUACCUAGGACGUAUUUACUAACAAAAUGUGUUAAAGUAUUGACUUAAGGGCAUUGAAAAUAACAAAAUUUGUUUCAUUAAACGAAGGGAAACAAAAUAAGUUAUUAUUUGAACAAAAUUAUGACUCAUUAUGUAACUUUUCAUUACAGAAUUAUAGUUGAUUGAAUUAUUUUCCAUAACAAAAAAAAACAAAAUUGGUUUUAUCAAACAGCUUUUUUUUUUAAUUUUCGCCCUUGAAUAAUUAUUUAAUAUUCCGCAAGUAUCAAGGUUGUUAAAAUAGACCUUCAGUUAAAAAGGCACUAAGUGCCAUGUAUACGUAAUUGCUCUCAAACAAUUUAUAAGAUUGUGUUAUAAUUAUGUUUCCAAUUCAAUCUUAUUUAAAACAGCCUCUGUUAUUAUAUUUUGUCUCAAUUGUGUUAAGAUUCAUAAACUCAGUAUGCUCCAAAUAAAAAUAAAACAAAAUUCUGUUUUUUUGUAACAAAUUUUGAUAUUCUUGACGUACAAUUUUGCUGUAAUCCACCAGUCAGGUCAGGUACUUCAAAUGCACCAAUUAGGUUGUAAUUUGUUGUGAGAGCAUAAAUCUGACUUUAGUAAGAAUUUUCCAAUUGAUUCAAGAAACAAAUGAACGAGAACAGAGCGUGGGAAUUUUUCACACUCGGUCACCCGGAGAUAUCGUCUAGUGAGAUAGCGAUCGGAAUGGGGCGGGUGGGAAUUCCUCUCCACAAUGGGAUCGGGCGAGAUGCGAUGUGAUAGAGGAGGUCCGUCAAACUUGUUCCGCAAGCCAGCGCUGAUUAAUGAACAAGUGGUGUUUUUUGCUGUAAUUGGAUUUGUUCGCAUUAGCAGAGAGGUGUAGACGCUUCCAAGUCACGUGGAUCGGUUAUUGUAAAUUUAUGAUAUGUGAUAUGUAGAUAAAUAAAACUGUUAUUACCCAGA
This is a messenger RNA of Aedes aegypti (yellow fever mosquito), 1700 nucleotides long. RefSeq lists its product as uncharacterized. NCBI's taxonomy places the organism in Eukaryota, Metazoa, Arthropoda, Insecta, Diptera, Culicidae. The transcript has 2 exons. The record is from RefSeq and is a predicted model, not a curated record. The coding region runs from base 172 to 681 and encodes 169 amino acids.